CGCUCUUCGGCUCCUGUAUCGUGCCAGCUCUCUAUCGUACCGCUAGACUACUGUACCCCUAUUCGGUCAUCUGUUCGGCGCGGAAAUUGUCGGAAUAUUGUCGGACGAGCCCUUCGGCGUGUCGGACGUAAUCCCCGCCGGUCGGCAACGCCGCGGUCCAAUACGACGCGCCUCCGUCGCCGCCCUUCUCGUUCACCACCCCGGGCUGGUCCUCCGCGGUCGCCGCUCGGCACGAAUACCCGACCGUCGAUCUCAAUCUCGAUCUUCCCCCCGUCGUCUUCGUCUCCGCGGUGGAGACAACAGAGACCAAGCGCACGUCGAACAGCAUCGACCGGUCCGUCGGCUUGAUCGUGAACGCGUUUCUCGUCAACACGUACUCCAUCCACGCCGACGCCGCGGGCUCGGACGGCGUCGGCCCCUCCCCCGCGCGCGUCGACUGCGCGCCCAACUCCGUGGGGUACAGCGGCGCGCGGCCGUACUUCGUCAGCGUGGGCGAAGAUGGACCGCCGGCUGUCGAAUAGGCCGUCAGAGGGACGUACGGGUAGGACGCCGACGCCGUCGGCGGGACGAGGACGCGUCUGACGCCGCCGACGCGCAUUCCCGCGACCGCGUCUCGGAUCGCGGGGAUGACCUCGCCGCCGAAACGCGUCGCGAGGUGGAACGUCAGUCGCUCGGGCGUGAACCCUAAGGCGCCCGGGGACGGCGGGAGCAAGGGGACGACGAGUCGGCCCUGGUGCACGGUCCACGCCCCCCACUCGAUCGUCGCGACGAGCGCGUCGUCGUCCGUCGACGACGACGACGACGACCGCGAUCAUAAAUUUAGGGCACGAGGCGCCGUCCGCUCCGCUCCGCCUCCCCCGUCGUAUCGGUCGCCAUGGGCAUCUCCCUCGAGAUGCCGCGGAUGCUCAACGUCCUCCUCCUCGACGCGGACGGCAAGCGCGUGAGCACCAAGUACUACGACCCCAAGAUGACCUCGCUAGAGAAGCAGCUCGCGUACGAGAAGAUGGUCUUCAGCAAGACGCGAGCGAACAACGCGCGCGGAGACGCGGAGAUGGCGCUGUUCGGCGAACACCUCGUGUGCUACAAGUUCGCGGCGGAUCUGCACUUUUACGUCACCGCGUGCGACGAAGAGAACGAGCUCAUCAUCGCGAUGGUUCUGAACGCGUUCUUCGACGCCGUGAGCCUGCUCCUCCGCGGCGUCGUGGAGAAGAGGACCGCGCUGGAGAACUUAGAUCUCGUCAUGCUCACGAUCGACGAGCUCGUGGACGGCGGGAUCAUCAUGGAGACGGACCCGAACGUGAUCGCGAACCGCGUGUCCAUGCGCGGCGCGGAGGGGGAGGGGGCGCCGCCGCUCGCGGAGCAGACGCUGUCGCAGGCGCUGAACAUGGCGAAGGAGCAGAUCACGCGCAACCUGCUGCGGUAG
Messenger RNA from Micromonas pusilla CCMP1545, 1423 nucleotides. RefSeq lists its product as uncharacterized. The coding region runs from base 875 to 1423 and encodes 182 amino acids. Gene Ontology annotation, cellular component: COPI vesicle coat. Lineage: Eukaryota; Viridiplantae; Chlorophyta; Mamiellophyceae; Mamiellales; Mamiellaceae. The record is from RefSeq and is a predicted model, not a curated record. Gene Ontology annotation, biological process: retrograde vesicle-mediated transport, Golgi to endoplasmic reticulum; intracellular protein transport; intra-Golgi vesicle-mediated transport. The transcript is spliced from 2 exons.